Messenger RNA from Dimorphilus gyrociliatus, 1668 nucleotides. The record is from the annotation of a GenBank genome assembly. Lineage: Eukaryota; Metazoa; Annelida; Polychaeta; Dinophilidae.
GCGCCAUCUUACGGUUAUACUUGAUUUCUAUUUUAAGGUGCUUAUACAGUUCCAAUAGAUUUCUGGAGAUUUUUUUUUUGUUAAUUAAUUUUUAUCAAUUGAUUCAAGAGGUUUGCCAAAAGAACAGCAUGAGUGCAGAAAUAUGUUUAAAAUGUGCCAAAUAUAAACAAUUCUGUAUGGAAGAAAUGAGGAGAAUGGAGAAAGAAUUAUUCGAUUUUCAAGAGAUUUGCAACAAACAGAUAAAAGAAGCAAUGGAAAAAGGAAAAACUGUCAAGGAAGGACUGCAAAUUGAGAUUGAAGCUCUCAAAAAAGAAAAGAAAAGAUUAAAGAAAAAGAAAGAUUUAAGUGAAAAUGCCGACAUUGCAUCUAGGACCAGCACGUUUUACAGAAAUAAACAAAAAUUGAGCGAAGCUGAAAGUGAAAUAGUUGAAAAAGAAGAGGAUUUAGUUGAAAGGCAUGAAAGAAUUUUAGAACUUGAACGAGAGAUUGAGGAGAAGGAGGAAUUUCUAAAGAAACGCUCUAUAAUUGUAAAAAAGAAAGAGCAAGAUUUAUAUGACUAUGAUGAACAUUUAGUUAAAUUAUCAUCCGAAUUGGAUUUAAAGAAAAAGGAACUAGAAAAAGAAUGUCAAGAUACUCAUGGAGUUAAAAGAAGAGAGACAGCUAAAUUAAAUUGGGAUUUUUUAAGAAAAGCUUUUAAAUCUAAAGUUACAUAUUCCAGUGGUAAUUCAAGUGAACUUGAAAUAGAAUUAAAAGAAACACAGAGAAACUUAUCAGAAAAAGAAGAAAUUAUUCAACGAUUAACAGACAAGGUAACAAAAUUGGAAUAUUCUCGUCUUCAAAUAAAUAAGAGAUUAGAGCAAUACGAAUCGAAGCCAUCAAUUAUAAUAACGAGUGAUGAUAAACCUUACACAGCCGAAGAGGUUAAGUUUCCACCCCCUUUAAAUAGGAGUAGAUCAGUUGGCGGUAGCCUAAGACGAGAAAGUAAUAAUAGUGCAUUUCAGUAUACAUAUGAAAAUGAGGCUCCUUUGGUGUCAACGACUUGCUCUCUAAUGUAACUAUUUGGGAUUUAAGCAAAAGGUCCUCGUUUUACCCAUAAACACGAUAGGAAAAUAUAUAUAAAACAAUUAGAAAAAGAAGAAACAAAGUUUGAUUAUUUUAUUUAUUUAAUUGGAAAAAAAAAUCUCCUAAAAUAGCAACAAAAAAUUGACUUAGAAAACUAAUUAAAAUCUAUUUCAAUUUGUUAUCUUGAAUUGAUGUUCACGAUGUUUGUUUUUUUUCUUUAUUUUGAACGAUCAAUAAUACCAUGAUUGAUUCUAAUCCUUUUUUUCUUUUUUUUUUCUAACAUUCAGCACUUUUUAUCCCGAUUUUCCCCAUUUGAUAAAGAAACGCACAAUCCAAACGGGAGGGAACGAACUUUCAACUAUAUUUUCAGCAUCUUCGAACAACUAACCGCACAAUCGUUUUAACUUUUACACAGAAGAUGGCCUUAGUGCUGAAAAUAAUAAAUUGACUAAAAGACGCGUUUAGCACGUUGAGAAGGGAUAAUUACAUAUUAUUAUUUACUAUUUAUUGUUCAUUGAAUCUAUACAACGAAAAUAGUAAUUAAUCUUUUAACAAAUCUAAUAUUUAUUAUUGAUCUACCAUCUUAUUGGGUGAGAAAUGUUGAGG